AUGAGCUUCGAUAACCCCUCCUCCUUCGCGCAGUGGCAGUCCUCUAUUGCUUCGUCUUCGGAUAAACAAACUCAGCCCAGACAGCCUAAGCCAGCCCAGUCGCCUUGGGGACAGAUUCCAUCCAACGCCAGCAGCAGGCGUGGUCUCACCCCCCUUGCGACCUCGAAUUUGACGUCGAAUACAUCUGCAGGAACGCGCAGAGAACAAAAACUCGGAGAUUCCGAUCUCUACACAUCUUCGGUCUCUCCAUCUCUUGGCAAUUUUCCUCCCCUGCUCGCCAGCUCGCAAUCUCGCUUUGGUUCACGGCGAGGUACACCACCUGGAUCGUCGCAUUCAAACUCCCCUGUUCCCGCACUUCAAGCUGGCGCUCCUCAAUCGCAAGGGUUUCAACAUCGGUCCGUCACAUCCCCCAGAUCAAGAACACUCACUCCCUCGCAGCCGUCAGCCUCAGGUGCUGCUGGUACAUUCUCCUCGCAGCCAGGCCCGGGGGCCGGUGGUGGAGGAGCCUACAGCAGGAGUGGUGCAUAUUCUCCUUCUUUGACAGGACCCGGUAUCAGCUCCCCAUCGAGCCUGAACUUCGAGCGAUCUCCUAGUAUAUCCUCCAACCUUAGUGCGGCGCCGACCGGCCCCUCCUCGCUCUCGAAGAUUUCUGCGACUCAGAUACUCCUUCUCCUCGAUACUAUCAACGAAAGAGAGGGCAAAGCGAAGUGGGAUAGCAAAGCAGAGAAGAUCAGAAAUCUUCUCGAUUCGAACGGCAUGGAGGUCUUUGCUCAGUUUUUCAGACGCACAGUCAUACUGAACGCUGCUGCUAUCUUCUCUGGCGCGAAAGACUUCGAUCAGGGAAGCUACAAGCUGCUGCGGCAGGAGUUGGAUAAAGUGCUUUGGGACCCAGAACAGGCGUACAAGAUUGCAGAGGCUAUUGACACGUCGAAGGAAGACUUUUUCCGUGACUUCGACCUGGUGACUUUCUUGCAGCACUUUUUCGUCGACACAUUGCCCCAGGUCAUUAUCGCCAUUGCGUUCACAAAAUGUGCCCGUGUCGACCUCAGAACUAAGGCCGAGAACUUCCUGGCAGGAUUUGGUCAAACUUCUCUGCGUACUCUUGCAGACAGCCGUGGCAAUCCGCAGGCAUAUUCCGCCGAAAAUGUCUGCGCGGUCAUCGAAUACUAUGCUUUGGCUGCCGAGACAACAUCACAGCAACAAAAGAUCGACCUUUGGACGGCGCUAUCCACGCGAUAUGCGUCUGUAAAGCCUGAACAGUUCUCAGCUGUGUUGACAUCCUCCCAACUCCUGCGGAUCACGAGCGAAGCACGUCAGAUAGCACGUGGGCUCCAACGUCAUGGGCCUAGAGCUACCGCAUCAAAGCAGGCCGCACAGGAUUUCUUAGGCUCUUUCGAUCCGGCAACGAUCACCGAGCUGGAAAUAGCGAAUGCUUUGUUAUUCCUCCUGUUUUCCUACAACCAGCAGUAUGAUCUGGCAAGCUUCGUUGCUGCAGCGCAGACAAAGCAGCUGGACUGGAAUGUGAUGAUCAUGGGAUUCGACAUUGCCGACUUGCGGCUACGGCGGAACAUGUUCCCGAGACUUUUCAAUGCGCUCCUGCCAGUUGCUUUGGAGCAGCCACAAUUCGACAUCCAGAAGCUGUGGGGUGGCCACUGGAAUAACCCAGACACACAGAUAUCAUUUCUUGGUGGCUUCCUAUCCAGUUCCCCGAAAGAGGUGCAGGUUUCCAGAAUCCCCGGCUUCAAGCCCAGUUUGUCAUUGGAUGAAUUUCCCAAACUUUCCGCCGACAUGAGGAGGCAACUCGAGGUCGAACUUGAAGGCCCUUACGGGUCCGCCGAGGCCUGCGACACGAUUUUUCGGGUUGUGUUAGCACCGGGCCCGACGCCUGACGGCGAAGAUCGUCUCGAUAUCUUGCACGAUGUUUACCAGAACCAUGCCGCCAUCUUCCUAUUGUUCCUCUCUCGCAUCAACGCCAAGCCCUGGUGCGCAGACCAAGAGAAGUUUAUCGCCGAAUGCUUCAGCCUGUUUCUCGAGAAGCAACGAUCAGACUAUCGUAUGGUCCUGGAAACGCUCGCAGCCCACAAUCACCAGUUUCUGUUCGACCUCUGCCAUCUGGUUUUCCAGCUUGACCCACGGCAAACAGAAGUGGUGUAUGAGCGUGCCGAGGAAUUUGGCUGGACUGAUGACUUCCUCAAACACUGGUCCAACCCGCUCGCUCUUGACAUCGCCUGCAUUCGGCACAAGGUUCAACCAGGAUUCGACUUGGACAAAUACAUCUCUGAAGCAGGAGACGGACAGUCAAACCUGGGCAUGAUUCUCUGCAAAUAUUUGCGCAUCAAGGCCGAUGACGAAUUCCGUGUCCAGCGCGGAGAAUCAGCCCCACAGUCCGUACCGCUUAGUCUGCGGACUGUACAUACACUUCUUGAGAAACUCGAAGACCACCUCGACAACCGUGAGCUUGUCGAGGCUGCACAAACUACUUGCUUACAAACGUACCCACGAUUGAUGAAUUACGGUGCCGGAUUCGACGAUAUUCUGGAAAAGAGCAGUGAGGAAAAAGGGAACAAGCUUCCCGAAGCCAUCGACAAGCAGAUGUCCGAAUUGUUUGGACGGAUGUACCGGUCGGAACUUUCGAUUCGCGAUAUGAUCAAUGAAAUGCGGAAGUAUAAGACCUCACGCGACCCGGACCAACAGGAUCUCUUUUGCUGCAUUGUCCAUGGCCUUUUUGACGAAUAUGUGUGUUACAACGAAUAUCCAGAGGAUGCCUUGGAGAAGACAGCUCUUCUUUUUGGCAGUGUCAUCAAGUACAAGCUAUUGCCCUCUAUUCCACGCGACUUCGGCCUGGCCCUCAUACUCCGUGCCGUUCGUGAGAAUGAACCAGAUAGCCUCAUGCAUCGCUUCGGCGUUGAGGCAUUGCUUCAGAUUAGCGAUCAACUAGCCGAAUGGCCCGGAUUGUGCAGCUUGUUGUUGCAAGAGCCUUCUCUUCAGCACCCAGAGAUUUUACAGCGCGCGGAGGAAGGGCUCCGUGCUCAGCAAGCUGCCGGUAAUGGCCUCGGCACCAAUGGCAUCGGGACGUCCCACGGAGUAAACGUUGAGGAGCACGCAAAGGUUGAUGCAGGUCGUGGAUUUAGGGCUUUACAUGCCGACCCGCCUCCUGCCGGUGCCCACUUCAGAGAUCCUGAUCAGAAGGUGCAAGAGAAAAUCCUGUUUGUCAUCAACAACCUCUCAAAGGACAACAUGUCCAGCAAACUGGCCGAUCUGAAAGAGUCUCUCAGUCCGGAGCAUUAUCAGUGGUUCGCUUCAUACCUGGUAGAACAACGGGCAAGACUGGAGCCAAACAACCAGGAAAUGUACUUUCAGCUCAUCAGCACGCUGAAUGACAAUCUUCUCAUGUCAGAGAUUAUCCGAGAGACGUACGUCAGUAUUGUCAAGAUGAUGAGUGCUGAUUCGACCGUCAAAUCUGCCACCGAGAGAAGCCAUCUCAAGAACCUUGGUGGUUGGCUUGGAUCCCUGACGCUGGCGCAAGACAAGCCAAUCAGACACAGGAACAUCUACUUCGUGGAUUUGCUCGUGGAGGGUUACGAAACUCAGAGACUGAUAAUCGUCAUUCCUUUCACCUGCAAGGUCCUCGCCCAAGGCGCGAAUUCCAUGGUGUUCAAACCUCCGAACCCCUGGUUGAUGGAGAUCAUCCAUGUUUUGGUGGAGCUGUACCAUUUCGCCGAGCUUAAGCUCAACCUGAAAUUCGAGAUUGAAGUCCUUUGUAAGGACCUCAAACUCGACUUCAAAAAGCUCGAGCCUGCAACUCUCAUUCGCGAUCGGCCCCAAACGGACGACGAAUUGACAAAUGUCUCAGCACUCCCAGAUGGGCUGGAGAAUUUCGACGACUUGUCUCUCAAUGGUGCAAUAACCCGAGGGGUUCGCGAGCGUCUUACAGCUCCAGAAAUCAUGGCAACGUUGCCCAACCUGGAAGAGGUGCUCAAAUAUCCUCCUGCAUCAGGCUCGCCAGCCGAACAAGCCAUGGUUAAGAACAUCAUCUAUUGCGCGUUUGAUCAGGCUAUUCAAGAAAUCAUUGCCCCAGUCGUGGAACGUUCCAUCACCAUUGCCUCCAUCUCGACCAAAGAGCUUGUAGCGAAAGACUAUGCGCUUGAGCCUGACCCAGAGAAAUAUCGUAACGCCGCUAUUCAGAUGGUCAAGUCUCUGGCCGGCAGUCUUGCUCUCGUGACAUGCAAAGAACCACUUCGACUGAGCAUUUCGAAUUACAUACGUCGGCCUGUGCAGGAUGACCUCCCAGAGCAUCUGCUUCCAGAAGGCGCCAUCUUGAUGUGUGUUAAUGACAACUUGGAUGUUGCAUGCUCAUUCGUGGAGCAAGCUGCUGAACAACACGCCAUUCCUGAGAUCGAGCGCGCUAUUGAGGCCGAACUGGAAGAGCGGCGUCGGUUCAAAGCAGAAGGAGGGAAUAGAGAGUUCAUACCCACAGGUAUCAACCGCUGGUCUGCGUGGAUUCCAGAGCCCUACAAACAGACCGUUGGUGGCCUUAACGAAGCGCAGCGCGCUGUUUACGAGGAUUUUGACCGCCGAGUCCACGGAAUGAGUGCAAACAUGAGUGCAUUGAGUGCAAACCAAGCGCCUACCCCAGUCACCGAUGCUUCUGGACGCCAAAUUCCGGACAUCCUCCAAGAGCCUCUUACCAUGCCUAAUCUAUCAACUCCCGCUGACCAACCUUCACUGCCGCAUCAGAGCCCUUUGAUUCAGCAGGAAAACCGCAUGCUCGCAGCGAUGCAGCAACCCCGUGUCAAUGGAUUUGCCGACGCCCUCCCACCGCACGAGCGGAUUUCCAUUCUCAUCGAGGAUAUCCAAAAGGCGGCCAGAUCAUCGCAGGCUACUCGUCUCAAGGAGUUGGAGAAGAACAGUUCCAUUUUCCAGGAUUUUCGACAAAUCCUCAUUGUCCUCACCUCUUCAACCCGUCCUGCGGCUGACCUUUUGGCCAGGCAGAUCGCCGAGAAGAUCUGCAGCAUCUUUGUGUCGAAACCACCCCAAGGCUCGCUUGAAGCUGAAGUGCUAGCGUUUCUGCUUUCAAAACUCUGCCAAUUGUCGGAGCUUAUUGUGCGCGACGUAUUGCGGUGGAUGAGUGCCAACGAGGAUCUUUUGCUGGCCAACUCUAAUGUGGUGGUUGCCCUUGUCACUGUCGGCUUAAUGGAAUUUGCCAGGGUUGACGUGGCCAUUGCGUCCAUGUUGAUGAGCAGGAACACGCACGGACUACAAGUGCUUUCAGACAUGUUGGACCAGACACUGUUCACCAGCGAGCCAACCGCCCUUCGAGCUGAUUUCGCGAAUAGUCUGAUUGCUAUGUCCACGUGGAUGAAAGAGCAAGAAGACCUUCCCAUUGCAAACGAAAUCAGCCAGAAACUGAGUGCUCACGGCAUCCCGCAACUAGUCAGCGUGGAGCUAAACGACAAGGCCAAGGCCAAGCAGGAACAGUUGCGCUACAUCUUCGACGAAUGGGUGACCAUUUUCGAGAACAUUGGCGUAAAUGAAGGCACAUGUGCUGCAUUCCUUACGGAAUUGCACAAGGAUCAAAUUGUCAGCAACACUGAAGACCUGACUGAAUUCCUGCGUCUGUGCGUCGACGCUUGCAUUGAGUGCUAUGACCGCGAGGCGCAGAGUGUUCGUGGUAGCGUUGAUGUUGCCUUUUCUCAUGCAGACGCUCUCGCCCGUUUGGUGAUCAUGAUGGUCAAAUAUCACGGAGAUACCAACGGUGCUGUGCAGUUCAGCAAGGGCCCUUAUAUGGAGACUCUCCUUACGAUUCUCGUGCUGAUCUUGAACCAUCACCAAAAUAUGCGUGGGGUUGGUUUCCAUCAACGACUCUUCAACCGUCUUUUCGCAAAUAUGCUGUACGAAUAUUCGGCAGCUCGGCUGGAUGAGACUCCUGAGCACGCGGACUUGAUGCUUGCCUUCGCCCACUGCUUCAAAUCUCUGCAACCUUCAUGGUUUCCAAGCUUUACCUACGGGUGGUACAGUCUCAUCGUGCACCGUGUUUUCGUCUCCGGCAUGCUGAGACCAAACAAUCAUGCCGGAUGGGACGCUUAUCGGGAGCUCAUUGGUCUGAUGCUGCUUUACAUUUCAGAGUUGUCCAAGACUCCUGGCCUCGACCUCUUGAACCUUGACCUGUACAAGGGCACACUGAGGAACAUCUUGGUCUUGUUGCACGACUAUCCUGAGUUCCUCUGCGAAAACCAUACAUACUUCUGCUCCCGAAUCUCAUAUGAGAUUCCUCAACUCAGAAAUUUGAUCCUCACUGCUAAACCAUCAGCCUAUCACGAUCUGCCCGAUCCAAUGACACCCGGAUUGAAGAUUGAACGUCUAGAUGAGAUGAAGAGGCAUCCGAUACUGGCACACGAUUAUGAUGCACCCCUUCAACGUGAGCAGCUCAAAGAUAUCAUUACUGAGGUUCUUCGCAAGACUGUCGACGUUGAGGUGGGGUUGAAGAAAAUCACAACCGUCCUCCAGGGCGAAGAGCUUCCAUCCUCAGCGCUGGCCCCCGCCAAGAGUGUGGAAAUCAUCAACGCAUUGGUGCCGUAUGUGGGACAGGAUGCACUGAGCGGCUCGCCUGGGAGGUUUGAGCCCAACUCCAUGCCGGUCGUGUUCCUGUCGAGGCUCCUUGGUGCCUUCUCGUUUGAGAAUCGGUACAAGCUUCUCAAUGCCAUUGCCGAUCAGAUUCGCUACCCGAAUUCCCACACUGACUUCUUCUGCAAGCUGAUGCUUCAUUUAUGGGGCACUGGAAACGUGGAUGAGCAGCAGCGCGACUUUCGUGAACAAAUCUGUCGCGUGGUGUACGAAAGACUCUCUGUCGCUCGGCCUCACGUUUGGGGAAUGACCAUCCUCUUCAUUGAACUGCAGCAGAACGCGACCUACGGAUUCUGGGAUGCUGUGGCUCAGGAUGCAAACGUCCAGCAACGUCUUCAACAAGCCAUGAGAACUACUCAUUAG
Molecule: messenger RNA, 6987 nt
Organism: Exophiala dermatitidis NIH/UT8656
Lineage: Eukaryota; Fungi; Ascomycota; Eurotiomycetes; Chaetothyriales; Herpotrichiellaceae
Exons: 1
Coding region: 1-6987 (2328 amino acids)
Biological process (GO): nuclear-transcribed mRNA catabolic process, deadenylation-dependent decay
Cellular component (GO): CCR4-NOT core complex; P-body
Molecular function (GO): molecular adaptor activity
Source: RefSeq, a predicted model, not a curated record